AUGAAGCUGGUCGGCUUUAUCAUCACCGCCAUUCUCGCUCAUAUCUCGGUUUACGCUCAAAACGACUACGCGCAAGACGAGAUGGAGCAACAACAGCAAGAACCACUUGAUGGACAGUGGCAGCCCAAGACAAUCGAUCACGACAAAAUCGUGCCAUUCUCUGAGCCCGAGCCUGUCACGAUCUCCGAAAAGGCUGGUGUCAAGUUCAAACCUUUGCUUGAGAUCAUUACGGGCUGUGCACCGUACGCGGCUGUGAACGCAGAGGGUGCGACCAACGGUGGCCUCCGACCUUCUGGUGACCCGCAAAGUGGAUGCGAAGGAUCGAAGCUCGGGUCACAAGUUUAUGGGCGCUCCACCUGGCACAAAGACGUCUGGGCUAUAAUGUUCGCGUCGUACUUCCCCAAGGACUCGCCGUUGCCAGUGUUGGGUCACCGGCAUGACUGGGAGAACGUCGUGCUGUUUAUCGAUGACCCCAACAAAGUGGAGCCGGACGAUCUUGGGUUCGUCAUGAUCAAGUACGAAAGCUCGUUUCCGCUCAACCACGCAUUCAACAUUACUACUGAUGCUGGAUCUUCCCAGGACCUUAUCAUGUGGCACCAGAUGCCGGACCUGGCACGUCGAGCUCUGAAUGACACGGAUUUUGGCAAAGCUAAUACGCCGAUGAAUGACUUGAAUUUCAUGACGAAGAUCAAGGCUGCUUGGCCGUUUCAAACGAAAAAAGCUGGAGUAUGA
This is a messenger RNA of Peronospora matthiolae, 732 nucleotides long. The record is from the annotation of a GenBank genome assembly. NCBI's taxonomy places the organism in Eukaryota, Oomycota, Peronosporomycetes, Peronosporales, Peronosporaceae.